Pygocentrus nattereri (red-bellied piranha) is the source of this 1461-nucleotide messenger RNA. Its product is annotated as hemicentin-1. Bases 147 to 1079 code for a protein of 310 amino acids. The transcript is spliced from 5 exons. Gene Ontology annotation, molecular function: integrin binding. NCBI's taxonomy places the organism in Eukaryota, Metazoa, Chordata, Actinopteri, Characiformes, Serrasalmidae. The record is from RefSeq and is a predicted model, not a curated record. Gene Ontology annotation, biological process: cell adhesion.
UGGUCCCCCUUCAAGGCCAUUCAGUCGAACUAUGGGAUGGACAAGAGUGGCGAUGCAAAGCAGGGCUUUUGUUAGCAGCCCCAGCUCAGUUUUUGGGUUGCCAAGCAGGACCGAGUCGGAAUCCCUUGCACCUCUGUACCCGGACUAUGGCAGAUUUCAACAAAAUCUCAGAGACGAUGAAAAACACACUAAAAUGUAUCUUUGUUCUUUUCGUUCUUCAAACAGCCUCAGGUGACAGGUGCUCUCUUGAGAUAUCACCCUCGAGAGUGGUUGUUGCAUUUGGACAGCCGGUGACAGUCAGCUGUGUGGCGUCUCGGCCAGUGCGCGUGCUGGGAUGGGAAUCUGCCAUCGGUCCGUCACACACCCAGCGUGACGUUGCUGUCCAGUGGUCAGUGGACAGCUUGAUUGACUGGAUCGAAGAGCCAAUCUGCUAUGGUGUUUUCUUCAGUGCGCCCAGGCAGUGUGAAGAGAAGCUCAACCUUGUUCUGUACAAGACACCGGACAGCAUCUCCAUUAGCAUGGUAAACCACACUGGACCGAUGGUAGAAGGCAAAGAAUACCAGCUACUAUGUGAGGUGCAGAACAUUGCACCUGUGCAGUACCUCACACUGCGGUGGUACCGAGGACAGACCGAAGUUUACAACCACACAUUUUCUGAGCUCUCUCCGGCUACCCCGGUCCAGGUGUCCUCCACCCUGCUGAUAAACCCAGGCAGGGUAGAGGAUGGAGCUCCAUACAGGUGUGAAGCUGCACUGGAACUGGGUCCAGAAGGACCUCAACCACCACCCAGAGUGAAGUCGGAGCCCCUCAGCAUUGUCGUUCACUACCCACCUGACCCAUUUAACCCAGAGCGGGAGGUGGUGGAGUUCGUUGACGGAGAGGAUGUUUUACUCAAUUGCUCAUCAGGAGGAAAUCCACCACCUUCAUACAGCUGGAGCUCCCCAAAUGUGCAGGACAAUGAUGAAAAUCAGCCGCUCCUCAGAGCCCCCUCUUCAGGCACGUACACCUGUACUGCCUCCAACGUGCUGGGUAAAUCAAGCAAGAAGUUCAUGGUCAAGCCUAAAUCCAAAGGUGUUUAAUUUCACACAUUAAAAUGGAAUGGACAGAUGGUAGGGAUCACUACACAUCAAGAAUAACUACUGCUAUAAGUGUUUGUCCAAUGACACUUAGGUUUUUCAGGUGGGAUGGCCACACUAAGAUGACAGCGUAACUUUUCAGACCUCUGCGUACUUUUUACAUGUAAAACAGUUUUCUUUCUAACUGUUGUGUGCAUGAGUACUUUUAACAAUGUAUGCAAUGUCUGUGUUAGUUGAUGUCUAAAAGUGUUUAACAUUUUUUUGAAAUUAAUUGAGCACCUGCAUCAAAAUAACAUAAUAAUGUAGAAAAAAUGUCUCAUCAACACGCUUAAGUGUACAUAUUGUGCUGUGUUUGGUCUUUAAUGAAACAUUAAUGAACUCUGAA